GAUGCCAGUUUAGAGCCACCAAACAAAAGAGUUGUGAAUACAUAAAAGAAAGCGAGAACUAAACAUAGAAAGUACAGCAAUUAGUAGAGAUUUUUAAACAUUUUAAUCAAAUUUUGAAACGAGCUUCGACACACACACACAACAGGCAACACACACAAGACACACUCCUCUAAGACAUGCCUACAUAAAAACCACACACGAGGCGAACAUUAUCCUUAACCUUAACCAGAGCAGGAGCCAAAAGUGCCACGGUUACGGCUGGGGCUUGCUUGCAAUAGAAACCGAACAAGAACAAUCAAAUUACAGCACACACACACACAGAGACGAACGUUGAGCGGGGCUUUGGCACUGUGCCAGCGCCUAAAUUUAUACAAAUUUUGGACCUCCAAGGCGGAGGCUCAGUGGCAUACAAGGACGGCGACGACCUUCGCGUGUGCAAGCGUCGGCGGUUGCACAAUAAAGGACGCCACACACACACAAACACAACACAACACAACACAAACUUACAGACACACAUAAGAAGUAGCCUUAGACAUAUAGGAAAGCCACACGAGUAGAGCGCCAUGACCGGAAGUGAGCUACGGUCACGUCCACUGGCCUUUGCAUAACAAUCAGCGGCUGAAGGAGCAGCAAGAGCAACAGCAGGGGAACAUAACCAAAAGAAAGGGCAACUUUCACUCACUGUGGCUGUGCAAAAAUGCAGGAAAUGAGCUACCUGCAGGAUAAUUCCAAAGUGGAGGCCCUCACCAAAGCCGUGCUCAUCUCCAUACUGGGCGUGGCGAUAGUGCUCUCCAAUCUGCUCAUCAUUGCCACCUAUGCCAAUUUCAAGGGUCCCACAGAGGUUAUCAAUUAUUAUCUGCUAUCGCUGGCCAUAGCCGAUCUGCUAUGCGGCCUUCUGGUUGUGCCGUUCUCCGUGUAUCCUGCGCUCACGGGCGAAUGGAUGUACGGGGAUAUCUUGUGCCGCUUUACGGGCUAUCUGGAGGUGACCCUGUGGGCGGUGUCAGUCUACACAUUCAUGUGGAUCUCGGUGGAUCGCUAUUUGGCGGUGCGCAAACCUCUGCGCUAUGAAACGGUGCAGACAAAGACGCGCUGCCAGUGCUGGAUGGUGUUCACAUGGAUAUCCGCUGGAUUGCUCUGCUGCCCGCCGAUACUCGGCUAUACGAAGCCGAUAGAGAAUAAUCUGUCGCACAUUUGCAUGCUGGAUUGGGGCAACAUGGCGGCGUACAGUGCCACAUUGGCGAUAUUAGUUUUAGGUCCCAGCCUCAUAUCGAUCGUACACAAUUAUGGCUAUAUCUUUGUGAUGAUGCGUAAAAUAAGAUCGGGCGAGCCAAUACACGAUAAAGAAUAUGCAACUGCUCUGGCUGAAAAUUUGUCAAACCCUAGUCAUAUGAUGUCAUUCGCAUUAGUCUUUGCAUUCUGGAUGUCCUGGCUGCCAUGGAUCUCAGUGAGGCUGUAUGAGGUGGUCACGGGCGAUGUUAUCCAAAGUACUCUUAUCAAUUUCGCAGUCGUUUGGAUUGGCAUAUUGAAUUCAUUCUGGAAAAUUGUAAUCAUGACCAGCAUGUCGCCGCAAUUUCGUAUCGCUUUGAGAGUAUUUUGCUUAACCAUUUGUUGUAAGACUAAGGGCCGUUUGCAAGCUGAACUAAUCGGGUUGGACCCAGAUGACUAGAGUUAGAUUUCGAUUUUCAUUACCUCAAAUCCCAGUGCCCCACUUCAAGCAGAAUUCCCACAAACAACACCCCUCUCCCCCCAUCCCUGUAAAGCAAACUUCAAGUAUUUCCCGCAAGUAAUAAUUGGUUGUAACUUUGCAUCUUUGAACCACUCUCUCUCUCUCUCUCUCUCGCUCUCUCUGGGUCUGUCUUUUUGCGAUAAAAGAGCACAGAGCAGAGUUGGGCCCACACACUCCUCUCUCCUUACUUGCUAUCUUGCCAUAUAGUUGCAUAUUUACGAAGGCCCGUUUGGCAAUACGUGACAUAAUGAAAUGAAUGCCAACACAACAACAACUUCACUUCACUCUACAACAGCACUCUCAACCACAGCCACACAGCCACAGACACGACCACGAAAGACAUUUUCAUACAUCCUCCCCCCUCUAUAGACUGUAAGCUAGUCGUAAGAGUUUUUAGCGGCAUAACUAAUUAUGAUUGAUUGAUUGAUUGAUUAUGUGUAUUGUGUAUUUAUGAGCUUAACGAAAGUAUAUUGCUAUAGGCCUAAGUAUAUUCAAUUGACUUAGCGUGAGGUUUACGGUUCAACUAGAGUCUUGCUAAACAAACAAACAAAAAUCAUAGCGCUGCUUACAUAACAACUAUAAACCACUUACUAGACUAUGUUUAGAAUACUUCAAGUUCUACAAGUAAAAGAGCAGAGAAUCCUUUUUCAAAGUCCAUAUUAAGUAGCAUUUAGUAUUUUACAGAAACAAAACAAACCAACAAUCGUGUAGCGUUUAUUACAGAUUAAACAAUUUGCCAAAAACAAUGCCGAACAGAGUCACAACAAAUUUAAAUUUGAACUCUUUGCACGCUUCGAAUGGGAAAAUAAUCAGUGGCAGAACAAAUUAUAUAAUUCAGUAAUUAAUUCCCCUACCACAACAAAACAAGCAAAGACAUUUCCAAUAGCUCGUAGCAAAUGAGUAACUAUACGAAGUAAAUUGUAGUUAAAUGUAAGCCAGAGGGCAAGUUUCGGUCACCGUGCUCAGGGGCGCAGCUCUGGCCGGGGGCACAACAGACUGUUGCAAUUUUGCCUAGUUCCCUUAGUGGGUUAAAUUCAGUUUCCCCGCCCCGGCCGGCGAUGCGCCCCCGGGCCAACAUUGCGGGUUGCCAACAAAAAGCCCCCCAAACCUUGUGUAUAUUCUGUUGUAUAUUUAAGUUUAUGUUAUUUAAUUUUACCAAGUUAUCGAUUUGUAAAUGGGGGGACGGGACGGCAUUGAAGCGUAUUAAUAAUGAAUGCAGUAAAUAAAUGCAAAAACUUGAUAAUGUA
Molecule: messenger RNA, 2973 nt
Organism: Drosophila guanche
Lineage: Eukaryota; Metazoa; Arthropoda; Insecta; Diptera; Drosophilidae
Gene: DopEcR
Product: beta-2 adrenergic receptor
Exons: 3
Coding region: 698-1666 (322 amino acids)
Biological process (GO): G protein-coupled receptor signaling pathway
Cellular component (GO): membrane
Molecular function (GO): G protein-coupled receptor activity; peptide binding
Source: RefSeq, a predicted model, not a curated record